Messenger RNA from Alligator mississippiensis (American alligator), 2695 nucleotides. RefSeq names its product PRELI domain containing 3B (gene PRELID3B). Gene Ontology annotation, molecular function: phosphatidic acid transfer activity. NCBI's taxonomy places the organism in Eukaryota, Metazoa, Chordata, Crocodylia, Alligatoridae. The record is from RefSeq and is a predicted model, not a curated record. Gene Ontology annotation, cellular component: mitochondrial intermembrane space. Gene Ontology annotation, biological process: phospholipid transport. The transcript is spliced from 6 exons. Bases 58 to 660 code for a protein of 200 amino acids.
GGGAGGGGCGGGAGCAAGGCCCUGCAUCAGAAAUGGGUUUUUUUCCUUCAUUCGAAAAUGGCGAUUUUAUUCAUUCAAAAAAAAACAAAACAACAACAACAAUGGAAGCACCCGUGGGAAACAGUUACAACAGCUGCCAUGCAGAAAUAUCCCAACCCCAUGAACCCGAGUGUCGUGGGUGUUGAUGUGCUAGACAGACACAUAGAUCCACAUGGGAAACUGCACAGCCUUCGACUGCUCAGCACCGAAUGGGGAAUCCCCUCCAUUGUGAAAUCGCUCAUUGGUGCAUGUAGAACAAAGACAUACGUUCAGGAACAUUCUGUUGUUGACCCUGUGAAAAAAACAAUGGAACUUCAGUCCAGUAAUAUUUCAUUUACAAAUCUGGUUUCAGUAGAUGAGCGGCUUAUUUAUAAACCACAUCCUCAUGCGCCUGAUAAAACCAUUUUGACUCAAGAAGCAAUAAUAUCUGUGAAAGGGGUCAGUCUCAGCAGUUACCUAGAAGGAUUAAUGGAAAACACAAUCUCUUCCAAUGCCAAUAAAGGUCGUGAGGCACUAGAAUGGGUAAUCAGUAAAUUGAAUGCUGAAAUUGAGGAGUUCACAGCUUCAGCAAGACAAAGCAUGAGGACUUCUAUGGCAGCAGCAGCAUUUGCAGAGAAAUGACAGCAAAUAUACAUUUCUAAAUUACUAGUUAGGUCUGCGUGUCUGAAAUAAGGAACCAAAAGCUCCUCUUCAAACUGAAACAUAUUUAUUGUUAUGUUUUGUUAUUUAAGGGCAUAUCUAUGUAUUGGCUAGGUUUUAAGGUAAAACUUUGGAGAGAAGUAGCAAGUUCUUGUGAAUGAGGGUAACGUGUAGGGAUUUAACUAAUAUGUUGGUUCAACUAGACUGAACAUUCAUUUCAUAUGAAAUAAUACCUUAAGAAUUCAAAGGUAGUUCCUGUAUUUACAGGAAUGCUUACCAGUUUAAAAUGACUCCUAAUAUAAAAUAGUCUUUGUAGAUAAGGUUACAGACAUUGGAAGAGAUUGAUGUGAUAGUGAAUCCUACUUGAGUAGAAUUUAGUGUUAUUUUAUUCUUGGACUCUACCUCUUUGGGGACCAAACCCAAGAUUAAGAAAAAAUGCCUUGUUCAAGCAAGCUCCAUUGUAUUUGUUUUGGGCAGCUGUGUGAUAUAACUUGCUAUAAAUAGAAGAUUUAUUACUUGAAGCCUGAAAUGCAAAUGAAUGCAAAGCUUGUUUUUUGGAUAAACUUGCUACAAGUUCUGGUCGGACAGCUGAUUUGAAAUGGUACUUUAAAAGUAAACUAUAGCCAUCAAACAAUUUCUUAAUAUUUACAAGAAGUGUCAUCUCACAUAUUUUGAAUAGUGCUCAUCUCUGAGGCCAAAAUUUUGCCUUUAAAUACUACAUUAGUAGGAGUUGCCUGCCAUAACUGAGGAAGAAUUUAGACCAAAAUACUUUUAUCUUUUUAGUUCAGCCUUGCAGUAACAGAACCUCUCUAUUUAGAGGAGAACUAUAAUCUUAGAAGAAUUUUAAAAUGUAAUUUUAUAGACAGUUAAACUUCCUAGAAAAGUUUUAAUUCAUUUUGAAAUAUUGCAAAAUAAUUCAAAUUUAAAUUCUUAGAUUAACUUGGUCAAGGUGUAUUCUCAUUUGUAGGUAACAAUAAACAGGGUUAGCAAAAGUAAGUUUACGUUAAUCAUGCGUCAGAAUUUUUCAGUUAAACAUGGAGUCAAACUAUUUGAAUGCCAUUUCAACUAAACAUAGCAUCUAGCAUUAAAUUUUAGUUUAAUGCUCUGGAUUCUCUUAUCUUUUUUAUUAUUGAAAUAAAUACAAACAGGGCAUUUUAAAUGAAGGAUUUAGGGAUCAAAAUCAGUAGGUAGUUUAGUUUCUUGGCACUAAGUUCCCAUACAUAAUCACUAAAGGUCAGAUUUUGCUAACUACUCAAAUAGCAAAUUUCUCUGUAAGCAAGCUCAUUGACUUGUAUGGUGGGGACAUGUAGUAAAAAACAUGAAAAGGGGUAGGGGAAAUGUAGUACUAUAGAAACAGAUGUUGGAUUUAGUUGGCAAUCUUGCCAACUGGUGCCAAACGGUCCAUCUGGAGUUUCAGACCUAAUCAUACAGGUGUCAUUUUUGUUUAGUCUUUCAGAAGAGCUGAUAUUGCCUGUCAGGCAGUAUUUCUGUUACAUGCUAAUAAAGUAUUGUCUGUUCAGUGGUACAGAGCUAGAGUCUAUUCGCUGAAUAUUACUUGGUAUAGAUGAGAAGACAACAUUCUACACUUGCAUGUAGGAAUAAAGACUAGUGAAUGUGCAUAAAGCAACACUUAGAAGAGUUUAUUCACUGUAAAUUUAAUAUUUUUCUACUUAAAUAAUAAAGAUUCAGUUCAAAACCUAAUACAUUUGUAAAAAAAAUCAUUAAGUUUUGUGACUUUUUACACCUGGAGAUUGUUCCUACAAUUAAUUUAACUAAAGGUCAAAAUGUUCAUACUUAAAUUUGUGUAAUAAUUUAUGUGAGUUCUUCUGAUAAAGAUGCAAUACUGUUCCUAAACUUGUCUGUUGAAAGCAUAAACCAAGCUUAAUUUUUAUAUUUCAAAUUCAAACAACUAAUUUUGCUGUAUUAAGAGCCCUCUAAUUCAAACUGGCAAUUUGGUCUCAUUUUUUUCAGUGCAAGUUUUAUCAUUUUUAUCAAUAUUCAGAAACCAUUUAAAAGA